This is a messenger RNA of Malassezia vespertilionis, 2700 nucleotides long. Its product is annotated as ribosome biogenesis protein ytm1. NCBI's taxonomy places the organism in Eukaryota, Fungi, Basidiomycota, Malasseziomycetes, Malasseziales, Malasseziaceae. The record is from RefSeq and is a predicted model, not a curated record. The transcript has a single exon. Gene Ontology annotation, biological process: endoplasmic reticulum to Golgi vesicle-mediated transport; mitotic spindle assembly checkpoint signaling. Bases 1 to 2700 code for a protein of 899 amino acids. Gene Ontology annotation, cellular component: RZZ complex.
AUGGAAGUGCAGGAGGUGGCGCGUUUCUUGGCGUCGGUGGGAUCACCACUGAGCGCGACGCAAGAAGCGGAAGCUACGAAGAAAGAGCUGCCGUCCUCUGCAGUACUCCAACUGCUAGAUGCGCGGAUUGAAGCACUUGCUACGCCCGCGCACGGCCAAUCUUCUGUGCGCCCAGCCGCCGAGCCUUGCCAUGAAACCGCGCCGAUUCUUCAGUAUAUCGAUGCGAAACUUGUCAAUGCUUUGGAAUCGUACGCUUACGCGACAGCGCAUUAUACCUAUACCUCUGCGGUAGCGACCGCGACGGAGCAACUCGGCGAUGCACUCCAUCACGUCGCGCAAGUACAAACCGCACUCGACGCCAACGAUCUCGACGGUCUCACGGCAUCUCUUGCGCCUGCCCAGGAAUCGCUCUUGUAUGUUGGGCUCAGCGUCGACUUUUUUCACGGCACUGUCGAAGAGACGGUCGCGUACGGAAGUGCCGGUCCUCUCACUCGCGCUGCAACGUACGAGCGUAUUCGCGAGUUGUGCCGCACACUUGCUUUUGAUUUGCACGAGCGUGCAGACACGGCAGGGAAAACUAUGCUUGAUGUCCAGACCGAGCGUGGGCGAUGUGUCGUCGCGGUGCAAGGCAGCACAAACGCACAUAGCCCCAACCUGCACACGCUGUGGAACUUUGCACUGGCUAUGGGGUCUGGCGCCAUCGUUGCAGAGAGCAUAAGUGGCCUGCUUGUAGAUCGCAUUGUGGAGCCUAUGCUGGAUGCGCAAGCAUGUUGGGAAGCGUCCGCGGAUGCGCGCCAGUCACAGCUCCUGCUUACGGAAAAGAAAGGCGUGUAUGGUGCAGCGGUGCAUGGGCUUGUUGCACUUCUCGUCUUUUUGCGCAAGACCCUUUUCCUGCCUACGGUGAGCGACGCGCCUGCACUGCCAGAAACGAGCCUGGCACCGACCUUGCAAGUGCUGGUUUCGGAGCGUCUUGUACCUCGUAUGGUUGCAGCAGCAAAGCAGUACCUGCUUCGCUCUUUGGACGCGGGAGAUUCAACGGUGCCCAUGACGUAUACUGCGUGUAUCAACGCGAUCCGUACUCUUGCGAUGCAGCUGGACGAUGCGCUAGUUACGAACGGAUACAGCCGGAAAGCAGACGUGCCGGGAUCUAUGGUCCGUCGCCCGGGUUGGUCUCAACUUGUGCCACUCUCUGACCUGCGCAAGUGGACGGCAGAGUUGGGUUAUCCUGUAUCGCAGCACAUGCUGGGCCAAGUCCUGCAGCGCGUACGUGCCAUUAUUUUGCAGCAAGGCGAUGCGGCAUGGGAAAGUGUUACAGUGGAGCGACUUGGGACCAUGGAGACGGUGCCGGAGGCUGUACCGGAGGGAAAAUGCGUGGCACCUCGUCCCGACCCAGCACCUACAGCACCGCCGCCGACCAAGCCUAAGAAACCGUCGCUGGGCAUCAAGAGGCUGGGCGCAAAGCCACUCGCACAGCCGCUAAAGCGCCCGGCAUCUUCCCCUCCAGCCCAAGAUAGCUGGGCGUGGGGAGAAGCAGAAGACGCAGCGAGCGACUGGGGCUGGGGCAGUGACCAGGAAAUUGAGUCUAUGACGCAGGCCGCCGCGCCGCACGACUCUCCGCCUGCGCCCGACUCUGGCGCAUCCAUGGAUGCAUGGGAUUGGACCGACGACCAAGAGUCGCAGCUCUCGAGUGCCGGCCCUUCGCCGUCGCUCUCGGGCGCACUCACGCCUUCAGUCGAGAAAGAAGCCGUGCCAUGGAUUGUAUCCCAGCGCACGACCCAACUGCUCCAGGUGCUCGAGCAGCAAUGGCAGCUGCUUAGCGACCCGACCGCCGUCCAAACAAAACACGCGCAUCACGCCAUGGUCCAGGCAUUGUAUGAAAGUGCGUGCCUCUAUCGUACAUUGAUGCCCGUCGCACAUGUGCAGUUUCUGGAAAGUGUUCCGCUGCUUUCCAUGCUAUUUGCCAACGACUGUGCCUAUAUAGCCGACAAACUGCGCGGCUACGCCGACAGGACACCGCAGCUCCCUGGCGCGCCGAUCCACGUUGCUGGCGCCAAUACGACACUGGAAACGGUCCUUGCCACCGAAGCUUCGCAAGUAGAGCAGGUCGGUGAGCAAUGGCGCGCGGCGCAACUGGCGAUGCAGACGCGCGUGCUCGACGAAAGUCUAAACGAAGCGGACGGCUUCUUGCGCACCGAAGAUCCACAGCGAUUUGCGGCAUGCGAGCGCGCCGUCGGCCAAGUCAAUCACAUCCUGCAGCAUCUUGCCAACGUAUGGCAGCGCGUGCUGACCCACCAAGUCCUCGUGCGCAUCCUCGGCGAUUUGGUCCAGCAUGUUUUUGUGCAUGUGCUACAAUGCAUGGAGGCGCUCGACGAUAUCAGCGAGCCUGAGAGCAUGCGGCUCGCACAGCUCUGCCGCACGCUGGCUGACGCACAGCAGCACAUGUUCGCGAGUGUCGCGCACGUCGACAUGGACAGCGCCGGAGCGCUCGCCGCCACCGUUGUCCCGAGCUGGUUCAAAUUUUCCUACCUCCCCGAGAUCCUCACGGGCUCUUUGGCGGACAUUGACUUUUUGCUCUUUGACAGCGGCGGUGCGUUGCUGGAUUAUACACGCAGUGAGAUUGUGGCGUUGGUGCGCGCCCUCUUUGCCGAGACGCCCCACCGGCGCAAGCUGCUGGAGCGUGUCCAUAAAGCACCGUGGUGA